AUCUUUGUAUGCUUUGAUAAUGCAUCAACCGAACCGAUGAGGAUUCAAUAGCAACUUUCGAUUUCACAAACGGCGCGCAUUCUACCGUUCACAUUCCAUUCGAGAACAUUGUUAACUGCUAUGGAUCGCUGGUCCGGUAAAGUAGCCGUGGUUACGGGUUCCAGUUCCGGAAUCGGUGCCGCAAUAGCAAAGAAACUGGUCCAAGCUGGUAUGUCAGUGGUUGGUUUGGCUCGCCGAGUAGAACGCACAGAAGCGUUGAAAAGUGCUCUGGAUGAAUCCAUCCGCCAUCGUUUGCAUGCGGUGAAGUGUGAUGUCACUAAGGAGGAAGAUAUACUCCUAUCCUUUAAAUGGAUCGAAAAAACGCUGGGAGGGAUCGACGUCCUGGUCAACAACGCUGGAAUUUACAGAGCAACGAAGUUGGUAAACGUCGACAACAGCAAAAUGAUACGGGAAGUGUUGGACACGAACGUGCUAGGGCUGAUCUUCUGUACCAGAGAGGCCUUUCAAUCUAUGAAGAAACGAUCGAUGGAUGGUCAUAUAUUCCAUAUCAAUAGCGAGGCGGGGCACAAGAGUGGUUUGCCAGAUUUGAAUAUCUACGGUGCUUCUAAGUUUGCUGUUACAGCCCUUACGGAGAUAAUGCGGCAGGAAUUUGCAGCAGAAGGAACGAAAAUCAAAAUUACGAGUAUCAGCCCUGGAAUGGUCAGAACGGAAAUUUUACCCGCAUCCAUCACAUCGCAGAGUGUAAUACCCUUGCUGGAACCAGAGGAUAUUGCUGAUGCCAUUAUAUACGCCCUGAGCACACCACCGCGCGUCCAGGUGCAUGAGCUCACGAUUAAACCAGUUGGAGAAAGUUUCUAAUAAAAUAAUGUUGAUCAUUAGUGAUUUGUAGUUUAUGAGUUCAAUGAAAAAUAAAUAUUUGUAAUUAAACUGA
Molecule: messenger RNA, 931 nt
Organism: Aedes aegypti (yellow fever mosquito)
Lineage: Eukaryota; Metazoa; Arthropoda; Insecta; Diptera; Culicidae
Product: farnesol dehydrogenase-like
Exons: 2
Coding region: 121-858 (245 amino acids)
Source: RefSeq, a predicted model, not a curated record